CCACAGCGAAGGCAGCUUGGCCUCAGGUGAGCAGUCUCAGAAAUUUUUCAAACUGGAAUAAUUUUAAGAGAUUACUAAGACGAAAAAUCAUGAACACCAAAGAUUUUGUAGUUCUUCCUUGGGGAAAACCUGGACAUUCUGUAAAACUAAAAUAUAAACAUGCUCAAGAACUGCGGAUGGAGAAAGUACAAUUAGAAUUGGAGAACCAAGAGAUGGAAAAAAAACUACAAGAAUUCCAAACAACAUGGAAUAAAGAGAAAGAAGAAAUAAAGUCAAAUGGAUAUCACUGGAAAUCUGGAAAAGUCGGCAAAUUGGGUAAUCAAUCACACACAAUGUCACAAAAUAAAGGAAAUGCUAUUAAGAUUUCCUCUGGAAAAGUGAAACUGAAAUUACUAAAGCAACAGAUUCAAGAGCCAGUAAAACAAGCAGUUAAUCAUACAAUGGCAAAUUCUAGAGAAAACGAAAAACCUAAGAUCAAAGGGAAGGUUUGUGGACAGUGUGAGAAGAAUGCAGCUUUCCUAGUAUGCCUGGAAUGUGGGGAAGAUUAUUGUUCUGGAUGCUUUGCUAAAAUCCACCACAAGGGGGCGCUGAGGCUCCACAGAACAACGCUCUUUCAGGCAAAAUCUCAAAUAAUAUCGAAUGUAUUAGAUGUUGCUCAUCGAUUCAUAAAAGAAGUAAAUCCAGAUGAAUCCAAGGGAGGGAAUAAUUCAACAAAAGAAUCCAAUAAAAGCCAACAUAAACCCAAGUCUCUACUACUACAGGGGAGAAACUCUGAGGUAAGAAUUACAACAAAAACUGAUGAAUGCUCAAAUCCAGGAGUUGGGCUCCUAUGUGAAGAGCCGUUGGUUGAAGAAGCUUCUGCCCACUCACCUCAGGAAGCUGUGACUCAGUGCAGAGCUGGAACUCAGGAGGACAGCAAGGAACAAAGCCUGCACUCAGCCAAACCAGACUCCCUGGAAGAAUGUGAAGUGCAGACUAAUCUGAAAAUUUGGACAGAGCCAAUUAAUAUUGAAUUUACAGAAGAUGGUCUUUCCUAUAUGGAUAAAUUAUGGCUUAAAAAACACAGGAAGACUCUAAAGGAGCAACCAGAUAUGUUCCUACACCCACCUGCAACUACAGCAUCUACUGGUGAGGUCCAAACCUCACAGAAUGAAAAUGGGGAUGAAAGUGAUGUUGAGGAGAUCAAUGUGAAAUAUCCACCUCUCUUUAUGCCUGUGGAAGAAUUAGAUAUAGUGAGACCUGAACCAUCUUUAACAAUAGUACAAUUGGAUGAUACUUAUGAAGAAGAAUAUGAAGAAAAAGGAAACAUUGUACCUUAUAAGGUUGAAUUACCUGAGAGUCAACUAAGUAUUACAUUUCCUAACUAUCAGAAGAAUUGCUUUUUAUGUGAAAGUGACAUGUGCCUGCAUCGUGUUUUCAACAAGGGAAGACUGAACCUCUCACAUCUGUGUCUGAGAAGCAGCCCUACAUGUUAUAAUGAUGACUUAAAAGCAGAAGCUUCAAAUACAGAUUGUGACAACUUUGUGGAUUCUAAUAUUGAUUCUCCUGACACUGAAAAAAUAGGGGAAAACAGUUCUUCUGAAGGAAAUUUAGAAGAGAAAAACAUAAAUCCAGAAAACAUCAGAAAGACUGAUGAUUCCUGCAUAUCACUUGGGAGCAAGGAUUUCUUGCCAACUACAAAUUUAGAUACAAUUUUCAUUAAGGAAAUAUUUUCUGAAAGAAAACAAGAAUCCUUGGAAUUUACCAAUCUGCCCAAGAAGCCAUGUUCUAAAGACUCUAAGAAUACAAAGUCAUCACUGUUGUUACAAGAAAUAGCCCGCAGAAAUAAACCUGCAAAUGAGCAAUAUCAAGGACUUGAGUGGUUCUUUACUUUUAAUCAAAAUGAAAAACUGAACUUAGUUCCUUCACAAAGUUUACAAUCUAGCUGUUCCUCUUCAAAGAUGACAUUAGCAGGCCAGAAAGCACAGAGACCUACAACUGCAAACUUACCACUUUCCAACUCUGUUAAAAAAGUCUCCAGUUGCCUUCCAUCUCCUCAUGGACGAUCAAGAAGUGUGGCUGCUCAAAUUUUGUCUAGAGCUGCCUCUGAGAUUUCAGAAAUUGAAUACAUUGAUGGUACUGACCUGCAUGGGGCUUCCUUAGACCACACGGCUGACCAACAAACUUUGGACACUUUGGAGAAAGAAUUAAGUGUCAUGAGAAAUCUUACUGGUUCUUCAGAAAAACUUUCCAGUCUCAGUACAGAGGAGUUAUUAGCCUUCAAACACAACUGGCUGAGUAUGAGUGAGAUUUUUUCAGACUUCCCUAUUACUUCAGAUAUAAGGAGUCCAUGUGGAACUGAGGAAUUAAGCUCUUCUGGAAAAGAUACCGGAAUACAUUCUUUGUUGACACUUUCUGAUUACAGUACAGAUGAGGAUGAGGAAAAUUUUCUUGACAAGCAACAAGUUAUGACACUACCAUGGUCAAAGAGUAGUUAA
Messenger RNA from Jaculus jaculus (lesser Egyptian jerboa), 2477 nucleotides. It is a transcript of the gene Zbbx, whose product is annotated as zinc finger B-box domain containing. The transcript has 19 exons. Gene Ontology annotation, molecular function: zinc ion binding. Gene Ontology annotation, cellular component: motile cilium. The record is from RefSeq and is a predicted model, not a curated record. Bases 90 to 2477 code for a protein of 795 amino acids. Lineage: Eukaryota; Metazoa; Chordata; Mammalia; Rodentia; Dipodidae. Gene Ontology annotation, biological process: cilium movement.